This is a messenger RNA of Rhododendron vialii, 1372 nucleotides long. Its product is annotated as aquaporin TIP1-1-like. Gene Ontology annotation, cellular component: plant-type vacuole membrane. NCBI's taxonomy places the organism in Eukaryota, Viridiplantae, Streptophyta, Magnoliopsida, Ericales, Ericaceae. Gene Ontology annotation, biological process: transmembrane transport; water transport. Gene Ontology annotation, molecular function: water channel activity. The record is from RefSeq and is a predicted model, not a curated record. The coding region runs from base 403 to 1164 and encodes 253 amino acids. The transcript is spliced from 2 exons.
AAAAGCUGUCAACAAAUAAAAUAACCCGCAUCCUUUUUCAUGUUGCAUGUUUGGCCUCGGAUUACGAAAUAUGCAUUACCCAACAUGCAUUUUGAUUGAGAAAUAAAGGGAAAAUCCAUAAUUCAAAAAAUCAUUUUUGGAUUUUAUAUUUUUGAAAUGCUUACACAUUAUAUACUUCACAUUUUACAGUCCAAGAAAGAAGAAAUCAUAAAAUGAAGUAAGCCCGGAAACCGGCUAUACCAAGUUCCCAAAGCCCUACCUCUCCCAAUAUAAAGUACUCCUCUCUCCCCCAGCUAGGAUAUCUCACCACCUAACUCAAACUCACUACUAGUACUAGUACUAUUACUACUAUUGCUAAUAACUACACCACCACCACCGUCCGAUCAACAAUCCACCACAGCAAUGCCGAUCCGUGAGAUAGCGGUCGGGCGACCCGAAGAAACGUACCACCCGGACGCCCUCCGGGCCGCUCUGGCCGAGUUUAUCAGCACCCUCAUUUUCGUCUUUGCCGGAGAAGGCUCCGGCAUGGCCUUCAACUUUCUCACCGACAACGGCUCCACCACCCCAGCCGGGCUGGUGGCCGCCGCGCUGGCCCAUGCCUUCGGCCUGUUCGUGGGGGUUAGCAUCGCGGCCAACAUCUCCGGCGGCCACGUCAACCCGGCUGUGACUUUUGGUGCGUUUGUCGGAGGGAAUAUCAGCCUCCUGCGUGGCAUUCUGUAUUGGAUUGCUCAGCUGCUUGGAUCCACCGUCGCUUGCUUGCUCCUCAAGUUUGCCACUGGCGGCUGUACCACUUCGGCAUUUUCCCUCUCAUCCGGAAUCUCGGUGUGGAACGCCUUCGUGAUGGAGAUCGUCAUGACCUUCGGCCUAGUCUACACGGUGUACGCCACUGCCAUAGAUCCGAGAUCCAAGGGCAACGUGGGAAUUAUCGCACCCAUCGCGAUCGGUUUCAUUGUUGGAGCUAACAUUCUUGCCGGUGGUGCCUUUGACGGGGCCUCGAUGAACCCAGCAGUCUCAUUCGGUCCCGCAUUGGUCAGUUGGACCUGGACCAACCACUGGGUCUACUGGGCUGGGCCGCUCAUCGGUGGCGGGAUCGCCGGAGUCGUCUACGAGGUCGUCUUCCUCAGCCACGGCUCCCAUGAGCCAUUGGCCAGCUCCGAGUUUUAGGGUUUGCAAAAUCAAUUGGCGUUUUCAUUUUAGUACUCCAUUUCGUUUUGAGGCUUUUUGGUUUGUUUUUUUUUUCCGUAAUUUUCUUUCUCUUGUUUGGAAUUUGGGCACAAUUGAUUUGAUUCGAGUGUCGUUAUUAGUGGGCCAUGUUACUGCUUUUCGGACUGUUCUAGAGCAAUAAUGAUCACGUGCCUCAACUUUUGUUGUU